AUGAGCUCAGCAGUAGUUCAUCCUCUUAAAACGUACUACGCUCUGACAAUUUGCUCAUACGCCAUCCUCUUAAUAUCCUCUCUAAGCUCCUAUCCUCUCGUUGACAUAGCCACUAGACCUACACUCGUGUACACGUGUACUGUAGCUCUUUACUGUACAAUAAAGUUGUUUAAUACACGUACACGUACACGUGUACAGUACACUACACGUAGUACGAAAGUACUUUCGUAUGUAAGAAUACUGGAAAAAUUUUACUUCGUACUGUACACGUACACGUACGUGUACUUCCGGAAGUACACUGUACAGUACACGUACGCGUACAUGUACAACGUUACAGUACACGUACGCGUACACGUACACGUACAGCACACGUAA
Micromonas pusilla CCMP1545 is the source of this 375-nucleotide messenger RNA. RefSeq lists its product as uncharacterized. The record is from RefSeq and is a predicted model, not a curated record. NCBI's taxonomy places the organism in Eukaryota, Viridiplantae, Chlorophyta, Mamiellophyceae, Mamiellales, Mamiellaceae. The transcript has a single exon. The coding region runs from base 1 to 375 and encodes 124 amino acids.